Molecule: messenger RNA, 1713 nt
Organism: Exophiala oligosperma
Lineage: Eukaryota; Fungi; Ascomycota; Eurotiomycetes; Chaetothyriales; Herpotrichiellaceae
Exons: 2
Coding region: 1-1713 (570 amino acids)
Source: RefSeq, a predicted model, not a curated record
AUGUGGCGAUUCGGAAACAGAAACAACAAUCCUGGUGUGUCACCAGAGGACAGUUCCAUAGGCGAAAAGGCUGAACCGGCCAAUGAGACCGGGCUUGGGGGAGACGUACAGGAUGUCUCGAAACCUACAAAGGACGGAGAUGGGUAUGAGGAUGAGGACGAGGUCCGGGCAAUGCCGCAGGAGCAAGAUACCCACGCGACCAGUUCCGUAGACAUGGACGCAACCGACUCCCACACGGGAAUAGGAUUAGACCCAGCGUCAGAAGGGUCGCCUCCGGAACAGAAGGCCGUGGAAGAGCGAGGAUCGGCAAUCGAAGCAGUGUAUCCGGCGACAAGUGCUUCCUCUGCGAAGCCCCAGAGCACCACCAGAGACGGCAACAUGGCAGAUUCGGCUCUGGCUCUGACGGAUCAAGAAACACAUCAGGACGUCACCGAGAAACCUACUCCCGGGUCAUUGGAUGCCGCUUGGAGGCAGCUGAGCGGUACCGUUGACUCAUACACUGCCGCCUUGAUCACCACAGGCGACGUUCGGAGGGGUGCACUUGAAAAGCGGAAAAGCGUCGUCCAUCAACUGGACACACUCAUGUCGUCCCCGGAACUUUCGUUGACAACUGACCUUCGACAGGCGCUGUUGGACCUGCAAACGACCGAGAGGAAGCUCGAGGAGAAGGACGAUUUCUUGAUCCAACAAGGCUACCAGAUCACAUACCGAGGCUCAAGGAUUUUUGGGCCUUUGGCAGAGUCCUCUUUGGACUUUCUACGGCAGCAGGACGUCACCGUACUGUCGGUGCGUGCCGACACCGAAGGAGGCUCCGAGGUCUCUCAGAAUGACAUACGCCACGAUCAAACCGUGGAAGCCCGACUGUUUCUGUCCAAGAAGGGUGACAUUGACUUGCUCCUCGAGAAUUUGAUGGAAUUGGAAGAGGGAGAAUUCCCGGCCGGUGACGAGGGUGUGCCGGAGACGGACGACUCGACGAUGCUGAAAAGUCUCGAAACGAGGAAGCGAGAUCUCAUGCGGCAACUGGAGGAAGCCGAAGAGGAGCUGCUGACCCUCUGGGAAAAGUUGCCCGACCGACCAGAGGACAUCCCUGAAGAUCAGCUACGCUCCUCCGUCGAAGGGCAAGAAGAAACGCCCGCGGCGGAUGACGGAUCUCCCGAGGGCCAAGGGGUGGAAGAAUCGAACCAAGACCCUGAGAACGAGAACCGUCUCGUACCCGGCGACCGACGACACAGGUUCCGCCAAAUCCUGGAUUCCGUGACCGACGGUGGUGGUGGUGGUGGCGGCUCCGUCAGACCCGACACGCUGGUCAAUGCCUACCUGCUGCACCAACUCAGGUCGUCGCCCGAGGAGCAAGCCGCCUACGUCGAAGCCAUAAAAGAGGUCGUCGAGAGCACCGGCGUCCCGCUCCGGACGGACCUGGAAUCUUUUGCGAUCCGCGACUGGUUCGAGGACGUCCCCAGGUUCAAGUCGAGAUCCUCCAGACGUGGCAAGCCCGCGGCGAGAGCGAGACGGUGGACCUCCAGUCGAAACGACGAGACCUCCCUCGCCGUGCAUUCGAACCGAACCCAGGCGACCCGUGGGCGGAGCGAGCCACACGUCCGUCAGAAGCGUCCACGUCCACGUCCACGGGCCCGGUCCAGAGCCAGCGCAGGGCACGAUGAUGAUGAUGAUGCAGGUUCAACUCGACGCAAGCCGAAUUUUGGUCGACAGUAG